This is a messenger RNA of Hyposmocoma kahamanoa, 2471 nucleotides long. It is a transcript of the gene nebu, whose product is annotated as facilitated trehalose transporter Tret1. The coding region runs from base 9 to 1643 and encodes 544 amino acids. NCBI's taxonomy places the organism in Eukaryota, Metazoa, Arthropoda, Insecta, Lepidoptera, Cosmopterigidae. Gene Ontology annotation, molecular function: sugar transmembrane transporter activity. The transcript has 3 exons. The record is from RefSeq and is a predicted model, not a curated record. Gene Ontology annotation, biological process: transmembrane transport; carbohydrate transport. Gene Ontology annotation, cellular component: membrane.
GCAUUAAAAUGCUCGGUACAAGUUUUUCUUCGCCUGUAGGCACAGCCAUAGGCGUUUCUUUGUUGGGACCACUUUACAUAGCCGGCAGCGUAGCCGUUUCUACAAGUUCGAAUUUGUGCCACAAUGGACAGAAAAUGCGUAUUCCUACAAUACAUAUGCAGCGCUCAGAAGGAACAAACGGAGCCAUGGGUGACAUCGGAGUGUCACAGGCAGAGCUGGUGGGCCCGAGUGGUGACAAUGCCCGCAGGUUGCCCCAGUAUCUAGCAGCCUUGUCAGCAACUGUGGGAGCUCUAGCAGCCGGUUCUAUGUUGGGUUGGUCUGCGCCAGUCCUCGUCGAGAUAGUUAAAGAAAACAACACUGAUUACGACUUCCCCAUUACCCAAGGCCAGGGGGACUGGAUCGGGUCCCUCAUCAACCUUGGAGCUGCCGCCAUCUGCUUUCCAAUUGGCCUCAUUAUGGAUUCUAUAGGAAGAAAGAAGACCAUGUUGUUCCUAGUGUUACCUUUCACGUUAGGCUGGUUGCUUAUAGCCUUCGCAACAAACGUCGCCAUGCUAAUGGCAGGAAGAUUUAUCAUUGGUGUGGCAGGAGGAGCCUUUUGCGUCACAGCUCCCGCUUAUACUAGUGAAAUCGCACAAGACUCCAUCCGAGGCAAACUUGGAACUUAUUUCCAAUUAAUGAUCACCAUUGGUAUUCUAUUUUCAUAUGUCGUGGGUAGUUACACUUCCGUGCUAACGUUCAAUCUUCUUUGCACGUGCAUACCAAUUAUUUUUGGAGUAAUUUUUUUCUUUAUGCCUGAAAGCCCAAGCUUUUUGAUUAUAAAAGGAAGAAAUGAGGAAGCCAGACAAUCUUUGGUCAGGCUGCGAGGCGAAGCUUACGAUGUGGACACCGAAUUAAACAGCUUAAAAUACAAAGCAGAACAAAGUCAACUGAACCAAGUGUCGUUCGUUAAGAGUAUUACCAAAAAAACUGCCAUGAAGGCGAUUCUAAUUUGCUAUGCUCUUAUGGUUUUACAACAGUUAUCUGGUAUAAACGCGGUAUUGUUCAAUACGACUGCAAUAUUCGAAAGUGCUGGUGCAACGAUACCAUCUGAAAUUGCAACUAUUGUCAUUGGUGUCAUCCAAGUCAUUGCAACUUUCAUUUCGAGUAUGAUUGUUGAUAAAUUGGGCAGACGCAUUCUCCUUCUAUUCUCAGCCUUGGUCAUGUGUUUAUGUACUACCGCUUUGGGCGUCUUCUUCUUCUUGCGAGAUAAACAUGGUAUAGAUUCUGAAAUUCUGGAACCAAUUUCAUGGCUUCCUCUCUUGUCUCUUUCCCUGUUCAUUAUUGCCUUCUCGUUUGGUUUCGGUCCUAUUCCUUGGAUGAUGGCUGGUGAGCUCUGUCUAAUUGACAUCAAGGCGUUUGUGGCUUCAACUGCAGGUACCCUUAACUGGCUACUAAGUUUCACUGUGACUAGCACUUUCAAUUCUCUAAAUGAUGCUAUUGGAUCAGGCCAAGUGUUCUGGAUAUUUGCCGGAAUCAUGCUACUUGGAUUCGUGUUCAUCUUCUUAAUUGUGCCAGAAACGAAAGGAAAGAGUGUAGAUGAGAUUCAAGUGAUGCUGGGAGCAGAGCAACAGCCACUAAGAAGGGAUGAUAUGGAAAAGAAAUAAUUCAAUGAAAUCGAAACAGACUGACUGUUUAUAUAUGUAGUAUUUUUGUACCAAUAUUGAUGAGUACCGCCAAUAGUUUCUUUGCUGUUUUCUUGCUUUGUACGCAAUAUUUAUUAUUUCCUAGAACCAAAGAACCAUUCUGGAUUUUCAUAUAUCAGUAAUGUUAAGACUAUGCAGCGUGAAUUUGUAUUUAUACGAAUAUUUAUUUACUGCAAGUAAUGUUUUUUCUUGUAUUACUUAAAUAUCAGUUUUUUGCCAGACAGCUUUAAAUCGACGAUAUUUUAAGUUCUCGACAUAACGGUAAUUUAACAAUAAAUCAUGAUAACUGCGUAUGUUACAUUGCAUUUAUGUCAUUUAUAGAUGAAUGAACACCACAUUAUGACGCUGGCAUAUUUUAUGGCUAGGUAUCUAUAUAAUAAGAUCGUUUAGAAAUCGAAAGCACCGUACCGAAAUAACACGUAGAACCAUUUCUAAAGUUUCCAUAAAAUGUUUUGGAAAUCAUUGUAGUUUUUUUAAGUUGUUGUAUUGUAAUAUUUUGUAGUAAUGAUGUUUACAACGGUUUUAACAAUAUAUUAGCUUGUAGUGGAUACAAUAUUAAAUGUGUACCAAAAUUAAACUUACAUUUAGGUAAGUAUUUACAUUAUUUUAAAUGUGUGUGAAAGCAAGAAUUAAAAUAUACAAAAAAAAUGUUUCAUGUGAAUUAUAUGAUAUUGACAGUAAUUCAAAUAUCAAGAAAAUGUAUUGAUAAUGAGAUUUACCAUAUAAAUACGUAAUGAAUUUAGAUUAUUCAUUUUGAAAUACUUUUCCAUGCCUUAUAUUGCCAUAAUU